ACCCCGACGCCGUCCAUCUGAGCGCCGUCGCCGCGCUGCGGACCUGCGGUGCCCCCCCGGAGUUGGGCUCCGCUAGGCCGCUGUACCGCCCGUCCCCGUCCUCCAGCACAGCUGCAGCGUGGUCUGGCAGGCAGCGCCCCUGCCCCUGCGCAAGUGGCCAGGGCCCGCCUUCCGACGCCGCUGCUCUAGUGCCCUGCAUCUGCUCCUGCUGCUCUACCUCUGCUAACUGUCGACUGCUGCUCUGCGUAUCUCUGCGAAGAAAGCAAAGGAGAGGCCAUGGAUGACGAUAAGCAAAUGGCUAGCGGCGACGAGGAUCCCCAUUCUGUUGCGCCCUAGUGCUCCGCUCCAGCAUUUCCUCCUGUGUCCAUAAGCUCCGCUCUGUUUUGGGCCCUUCGACUUGAAGAAGAAGGAUCCCCUCCUCCCCUCCCUGCACCUCGCCAAGAGGUGGGAUGGUCUCAAGGAUGGGCAUGCGUACUGCCACCUGAGGUGGUGUUUGACACGCGGUUCACAAGCUCUGCCUCUCUUGCCAUUCCAUCUCCGCAUCGCCUCUCCCAUUCCAUCUCUACAUCAUCUCUCCCAAGCCUCUGCCAUUCGCAGCCACGGUCACUGUUGCCCGCGGUGGUUUAUUUCCUAGCUCUGACCAGGAUUGUCUUCGUGAGCUGGAAGGGGUUGCCAUUUGCCAAGGAGGCAAACGGAUGGCGGCCCGGCACCUCUUCCUCCAAAGUUGCCGCAUCUACUCUACCUCAGCCUCAGCUGAGGACAUGGUCAUCUCCUCCCUCCGCUUCCUCCCCUCCCCUACCAUUACCAAUCCACCUCCAAUCCCUACUAUUCUUCAUUCUACCGACUCUCCUCCUGACCCCCAUCCACCGCUUACCUCCAUGCUCCUAUCUGCCGCAGAUCGCCUCCGUGGGGUCUUCCUCCGCAAGCCCCCUGGGCGCACUGCGCUCCACCAGGCGCUAUCCUCAACAGGCAUUGGUGCUGCCAUGGCGCUCUCACCAGAUGUUCUUGCCAAUGUUGUCAACGCCGGCGACCUCAGUGGUGCCGCUACUGUCACUUUCUUCGAUUGGGCGGUCACUAAUUCCAAGCCUCCCCCAUCCGUCCACACCUGCAACAUUGUCAUCAGGGCAUUGGGGAGGAAGAAAUUCUUUGAUUUUCUGGAUGAUGCCCUUCAGAUCAUGCGCAGAAACAACAUCUUUCCAGACCUGACCACGCUGGAGAUCAUCAUUGAUAGCCUAGUUGCCGCCAGGCAUGUCAGUAGGGCUGUUGAGGUGCUCAGUACUGAUCAAUUUGGAUUUGGGAUUGGGAAAGCUUGCCACAAAAAGGAGGCAUUUACUGUCCUCAUCAGGUGUCUUUGCCGGAGGUCACAUGUUGGCCUUGCUAGCUCACUCUUGCAAGCUGCUCGUAAGGAGUUGCUUGGUCUUGAUUGCAAUGUGUACAAUGAUGUUAUGGGUGGCUGGGCGAGGUUUGGGAGUGUUGAUAAAUUGCAGGAGGUUUGGACAAAGAUGCAGGAGGAUGGGCUGGUUCCAAAUGAGGUUUCACAUUGCCAUCUAAUUGAGGGAUUGGGUAGAGCCGGGCAGACUGAAGAUGCACUCAGGGAGUUUGAGAAUAUGGUACAUGAGAGAUAUGGUCCAACUACGAUGGCCUACAAUGCACUUAUUUUCAAUUUUAUUUCAGUUGGGGAUUUGGACAGUUGCAUCAAGUAUUACAAGGAUAUGUUGGAAAAGAACUGUCCCCCAAACAUUGACACGUACUCCAAGAUGGUUAAAGCCUUUUUGAAAGGUCGCAGGGUAGCUGAUGCACUCCAAAUGUUUGAUGAUAUGUUAGUCCAAGGAGUUCUGCCAAAUACUGGGAUGAUAACAUCAUUUAUCAAUCCAUUGUGUACAUUUGGACCGCCUCACGCUGCUUUGAUGAUAUACAAAAAGAGUAGGAAGGCUGGUUGUGUAAUAUCCUUGAAAGCUUAUAAGCUUUUGCUAGAAAGGCUCGCUAAAUUUGGGAAGAGUGGAAUUGUUUUGGACAUUUGGGAAGAGAUGCAGGAGUGCGGAUAUCAACCUGAUAAGGAGAUUUACGAGUUUAUUGUAAAUGGGCUUUGCAAUGUGGGUAAGGUUGAUGCUGCUGUGUCUGUGGUGGAGGAAUCACUUAGGAAUGGCUUCUGUCUUGGGAGAGUUGUUUACAGCAAACUGAACAACAAGCUUUUGGAGAUGGACAAAGUUGAGACCGCAUAUAAUUUGUUCAAGAAAGUCAAACAUGCGCGUGCACUUACUAAUUCACGCAAUUAUUGUCGUGCUAAUGGUUGGCAUUCCUGAGCAUAACCAGUUUGUAUGUGGGUGGUAAACCAACAGAAGAGUUGCAGAUCUAGUCCGCAUUGAGGAAUGCAGUUUACAUGCAUAAACAGAAGAGCAUAACCAGUUUGUGGAUGCCAAGUGCCAGCUGCCCAGCUCACAUCCUGCAGCCAGCAUCAAGUGGCCUAGCAAUUCAAGUUGGCCAGGACGGCGAUGGAGGAUGUGAGCUGCAGCACCUGAAGGUCAAAAUGGUAGCUGGCGAUGAUGUUCAAUGUAAUCUUCUAUAUGGACAUUUGUUACGCAUGAGGAAAUAUUAUUCUGCACUAGUAUUCAGGAGAUAAAGCUCAUGGACACCCGGAGAUAAAGCUCAUGGACACCCUUCGCCUUUGCCACAGGAUGGGAUUUUUCGCUUUCACAAGCACGCAGCAUUGACUAUGGACUGCUCUGACUGGUACGUCAGCAUGUUUUGAUGAAUAUUGAAUGUAGCUCGUGUGGCCAUUCCUUGCUUUGAUAAAUGACAUGAUUUAUUAUUUGCUUCACGUUGGAGAGAAGGUAGCUUCAAACAAGACUUAAUCGUCUCCUUCGUCUUCAAUGACUUGAUUCUUGUUCAAUGGGAAUUCACAGCACAAAUCAUGGUUAGUCAGGUCGUUGUGACGAGCUGUAAAGAGGAGUUCUAUAAUGAUUGCGUCUCAGGCAUAUUUAAAUCAGAGAAGAUGAAUUGCAUGUUUCUUCUCUCGGUUAUGUUUCUUACUGAUGUAAAUUUAACUUUUUUUUUCCAAGUAGAUGAUUGAAACUCUAUCCAAAAAAAAGAAGAAGAUGAUUGAAACAAAUAUAUACUCUGUUUCCAGUCCAAUUAUUAGCUGCAGCUGCUCC
This is a messenger RNA of Sorghum bicolor (sorghum), 3152 nucleotides long. Its product is annotated as putative pentatricopeptide repeat-containing protein At5g43820. The transcript has 4 exons. The record is from RefSeq and is a predicted model, not a curated record. Bases 696 to 2303 code for a protein of 535 amino acids. Lineage: Eukaryota; Viridiplantae; Streptophyta; Magnoliopsida; Poales; Poaceae. Gene Ontology annotation, molecular function: protein binding.